AUGGACUCGCCCGGCGGCUACCCCGAGUCGCUGCUCGACCAGGACGGCGACCAGGACGAUGUCGUGUACCCGUGCAAGGGGUGCGGAGAGAUCCUGGAAGAGGGCAAAGCCUUCGAGCUCGCGGGCAACCGAUGGCACAUCGACUGUUUUCGCUGCAACACGUGCGGCACGCUGCUGGACUCGGACGCCAACCUGCUGCUGCUCGGCGACGGCUCGCUGAUCUGCAACAACUGCACGUACAGCUGCAACCACUGCGGCAACAAGAUCGAAGACCUCGCCAUCCUGACCGGCGACCAGGCCUUCUGCGCCAACUGCUUCCGCUGCCGCAACUGCAAGCGCAAGAUCGAGAACCUGCGCUAUGCACGCACCUCGCAGGGCAUCUUCUGCAUGUCCUGCCACGAGUCGCUGAUGGCCCGCCGCCGCAAGAAAUCCAAAAAGCCCCCCGCCCCGGCCGCCCCCAAGGUCGACAAGUCGCUGCCCGCCCUGCCGCCGCAGUUCGAGGACCGCGGCGCCUUCACCCCCGACGUCGACACCCCGUCCGAUGUCUUCUCCGAGCCCGCCACCGCCGACGCGUCGCCGCGCCCGCCCCAGCCGCGCAGGGGUGACUCGUCGGCCAACUUCCGGCGCGAUGCGUCUCCUUCCGCGAGCGACGCCCCGAGACGAGACAAUAUCCUUCUCCCGGCCACCACGUACAACAAGGAGCACAAACACAGCGAGUCCGACGCCGGCGACGACGGCAUUCUGCUUCCUUUUGCCCUCGAUCCCAACCCGGCGCCCGGGCCCUCUCCCCUGAGCCGCGCAAGCAGGCAGUUCCCCGACCGAACGGUAGGCUCUGGGUCAACACCAGGCGACGGCAAGACAGGUCGCGACUACUUCAACAGGCCCACAAUCGAUCCCCGCGACAAGCUGAAGGAGAACGACUCCAGGUCUGGAUCGACUGAGCGGCCCACCCCCACCAGCCCGCACAUUGCCUUCCAGGAGAAGGGGCGACAGCCAUCGGACCACAUCGUCAACACCCUCAGGAAGCAGUGGGAUACGUCAAGUGACUCCACGUCGCUCAACGAGCGAUCUCGAAGUCAGCAUGCUUCUCCGGCUCCUGUCUCGACGACAGAUCCCUUCAAACUGCAAGAGGUACCAAAAAACAAGAAGGCAGACGCCAGACGCAAGGAUUCGGACAGCAGCGACUCUCCACCACGACGCGGGUCGCUGGGCGCCGAGAUGUCGUCGAGGCUGAGCCGACCCAUGAUUGAGCCCACGUUCACGUCGUCGCCACCGAUUGGGACUGAGGAGUCGCCUGAAACUGCCUCUGGGUCGUCCUUCAGCUCGACCCAACGCGUCGAACGUCCGGCACGUGGAGACUCACUGAGACCCUCAGGCUCGACUCAGCUUGGCGAUAGAUCCGCCCAUUCACCGACGACUCCCACCUUGGAGCACCCUAAGCGAACUUCUUCUACCCAUGGUGCUCCAGCUCAUGUCAGCACUGGCCUCGGUAUUAGCAGUCCUAUGGAGUCCGCGAAAGCCUUCUCCGACGUGCCUGUACCCCCGGCCCGUUCGGCGGAUAGACGACCGCCACCAUCUGCUGACACGUUCACAUCACCUCGUGCCCCGCCCCAUCCACCAAGCGCACACAAAACCAACGAGUCUAUCAGUAGUCUACCUAGUGAGAGUUCACGAGACGCGUAUGCGACCGCCAGCGGCUUGCCUCGCUACAGCGCGCAGGGUGAUUUCUCAAUGGACGAGGACUUUGCUCGUCUUCUCGGAUCCCAGGAGAAGGACGAAAAGGAGAGCGGUGUCUUCCGUCGCGUCUCGAAUGCCGUUCAUAAACACGGACGUAGUCUAAGUGAGCGCGGCUCGACCACUUCGAGAGGCGGUCACAAGAAGUGGCCUACAAAUGGAUCCAUCGAUAUCAGCAGCCCUACGAUCGCCUCACCCGAUUCUAGAGAGGAGAGUGUCAAUCUACGCAACGAGCUACGCCGCGCCCAGCAGCGUAUCGCAGAGCUCGAAGCCGAGAAGAACGGCCUACAAGAGUCCAUGCACAGCGCAGCAGACAUCAAGCAAGCAAACACCGUCCUCCGCGAGAAACGCAACACAAUGGCCGUCCUCGAUACGCAGCGUGAAAUGGUGAUUCGCGAGCUUGAGAUCAUGACUGAGCAUCUCAAACACGCCAAAGAGAGCAACGGCUCAAUGGACAUUAACCAGCUCAAGUCAGAUAUCCUCAAAGACUUUGCUAACUCCUUGCACAAGCUCAAGGAUCAGCUUGGUGGUCAAAUCGAAGACCUGAUCUCUAAGCGCGCUGAGCUUACUGACGAAAUCUCAAAUCUGAUUCAGAUGAAGGACAAGGGCUUCCAGGAAUAUGAGUCUCUCACCGCCCAAAACGCCAAGCUUUCUGCAAUGAAUAGGGAGCUUGUUGAGAACAUCCAGAAGACGAUGAAUACUAAGAAGGGCGCAGCACCUUUUGAUGCUGCCUCAAACGGCCUUGGAAUCUACAACGCCCAGCACAAGGGCGGCAAGUCGGAGCUCUCCCUUGAUUCUCACAGUCUGCCGCAUGAGCAAUCGUUCCCACACAUCCACGAUGGAGACAGCGAGGCGACCCUUGCACAACCUCAGGUCGUCAAUAUUCGGAAGACCGGAAAACCGACCAAGUUCUCCAAGUUCAAGAAAGGUGGUCAAGCCUUCACAACCAACGUGACCAAGGGGUUCAAGGGCGCAUUCGGCUCAGAACAAAAACAAGAAGAGUACAAGGACAUCAAGGUUAUUGGAACGCCUUAUGGCUCGAUUCACCAGCAGCCAGACAUCGCGUCCAUGUCCAGCUCCCUGAAGAACAAGGACGAUCAAACCCCCAAGAACUGGUUCGGCGGGAGUGGACCGAGGGGUCCUGUGGGCAGGCAGCCCAACGAUCGGUUUAAACCUAUGCAAGCGAAUAACAGCAGCACCAACUUGGCUGCGGAUGCUAGUACUUCUCUGUUUGGAUCCGAUCUGUCCGCUCGUUGCGACUUCGAGAAGCAGAUGAUUCCUGGAGUUGUCACCCGCUGCAUUUCCGAGGUAGAACUCCGAGGUAUGGAUGUCGAAGGUGUGUACCGUAAGAGCGGAGGCAGCACACAGGUCAACCAAGUGCGCAAUGGCUUCGAAUCGAAGGAGGAUUACGACAUCUCCGACCCCGAUCUUGAUAUCCACUCCAUCACGUCAGCUCUGAAGAAUUACUUCCGCAGGCUACCUGUGCCGUUGAUUACGUUUGACGUGUACGAUCAAUUCUUGGAAGCUGGUCAACUUGAAGAUACCAAGGCACAGUCCAAGGCUUUGACGGAAGCUAUCAAAGAGAUUCCAAAAGCGCAUCGCGAUACAUUGCAGUUCCUUGUGUUCCACUUAUCGCGGGUCAUUGAGCAUCAAGAGGAAAAUCUGAUGACACCACUCAACCUUGCUGUCGUGUUCGCACCCACAAUCAUGCGGCCAAUGGACAUUCAGCGAGAGCUAAGUGAUGUCCAACAGCAGCGCGUUGCCGUGCAAGCUUUAUUGGAGAACUACAAGACUGUGUUUGGUGAAGAGUAA
Boeremia exigua is the source of this 3546-nucleotide messenger RNA. RefSeq lists its product as uncharacterized. Gene Ontology annotation, biological process: signal transduction; regulation of GTPase activity. NCBI's taxonomy places the organism in Eukaryota, Fungi, Ascomycota, Dothideomycetes, Pleosporales, Didymellaceae. Gene Ontology annotation, cellular component: cytoplasm. The transcript has 6 exons. The record is from RefSeq and is a predicted model, not a curated record. The coding region runs from base 1 to 3546 and encodes 1181 amino acids.